ACUUUAUUAGGUCCAUUAUAUGUACUACAACAAAACAAUAUGAAUCUAAAAAUUUAGUCUCUUAGUAUUUCAUCCGAAUGGGGUGUUGUUCAUUUAGAUUGCAUUCAGCCUGAAUGACAUAGGUAUUUAUUGAUGUUUAAAAUAAAUGUUCUAUAUCUUUAAUUAUAAAAAAAUGUUUUUUAUGCGAUAAUCGAACCUGCUGCCUUUCAUUGAAAUAAAAAACCACAGUCCGCAAGUAUUACGUUAAUGCAUAAUGUACCAAAUAUAAACCAACAGUAAAAGGAAUAUUUCUGCAUGUUGGCUCAUAUUUAGUCCAAACCUUAAAAUAACAUUUUCGCAGAGUAAAAUCAUAAAAAUACAGAAAACCUUACCUUGUCCAGAUAAAUUGUAAUAUUUCACCAACGUUACGUAUUUUUACUAAUAGAAAUUGGGAUGAUAACUAUUUUUAAACGAAUUUUAAAAAGACACUUACGCGGGGCACCGGUCGAAAUAUGUCCUUCUAACUUGCAACUCAUUUUUAGUACAGCUAUUUACUCAAAGAUGGUGUUGUUAGUAUUUAGUAUGGAAGCGUAUGUACCGUUUAUGAUCCUUCUUGUAGAAAACGAAGUUUUAUUUAUUCAAACAGAAAAUAUUGAUCAAAGAACGGUGUGGAUCAUAUUUGUACCAAAAUGCAGGAAGGGGUUAAAGAAUUGUAUUCAUUGCUGCUGUUACUUCUGAGUAAUUACGAGUCGUGCCGCCAUUGCAAUCGGAAAGCAGUUAAUAAUUUGAUUAUUGUGAACGAAUGCUGCCAAAUAUGUUAUGAAAGGGUGACAAGACAAGCAAGUUCUGGAAGUCGGGCUGGUGUCCAAAGGCAUUCUAAUUCUGUGGGUCCAUAUUACGGUGAAUACAAAUGUAGGAGUUGCGGGCGAUACUGGAAUAGCAGACUUUGUUGGCCUAAAUCAUACCAAAUGUGUAAGAGGUGCAAAAUACCAGUCUACGCAUACAAAUUCAGAGAAUUACAUGAUUCAGAUCUAUCUAAAAAGGAGGAUAAAGAGCAUGAAAGUGAUUUAUGCCAAAAAUGCAAAGAAUUGGGUCAUUAUUGUAGACUCACUCGCAACAAAGGAAAAUCCUACAAGAAUUUCUAAACGAGAGAAACCACUUUAUAUAACAAAAAAUAUUUAAUCAAUACAAAAAAUAUGUUUAUUAAUAAAAUCUGAAAAUUU
Pieris rapae (cabbage white) is the source of this 1202-nucleotide messenger RNA. RefSeq lists its product as uncharacterized. The coding region runs from base 669 to 1124 and encodes 151 amino acids. The record is from RefSeq and is a predicted model, not a curated record. The transcript has 4 exons. NCBI's taxonomy places the organism in Eukaryota, Metazoa, Arthropoda, Insecta, Lepidoptera, Pieridae.